This is a messenger RNA of Xylona heveae TC161, 976 nucleotides long. RefSeq names its product Non-heme 11 kDa protein of cytochrome bc1 complex. Lineage: Eukaryota; Fungi; Ascomycota; Xylonomycetes; Xylonales; Xylonaceae. Gene Ontology annotation, biological process: mitochondrial electron transport, ubiquinol to cytochrome c. The transcript has 3 exons. Bases 104 to 490 code for a protein of 128 amino acids. The record is from RefSeq and is a predicted model, not a curated record.
GUCUCUAUCGAACGUCCUUUCGACAAUCUCCUCGAUCCAACCUCUUCCCCCCCGAAAACAAUCCGCGCAACCUCAUCAAUUGGCCAUUCAAUCGCUAUUCACGAUGGGGCUCACCGAUUUGUUCUCGGACAUUUACGCUUCCCUGACCUUCACUGAGGCUUACGCCGAGGCUCCCGCUGAAGAGCCCAAGGAGGAGCCUCAGGCCGAGGAGAAGGCCGAGGAGCCCGAGGCUGAGGAGCCUGAGCCCGAGGAGGAAGAGGAGGAGGAAGAGCCUGAGGACAUUCAGCCCAAGCUUCAGGAGGACUGCGCCAACUCCAAGCAGUGCGCUCCCGCUAAGCACCACUACGACGAGUGCGUUGAGCGUGUCACCGCUGCCGCUGAUGACGCCGACAACAAGGCUCCCAAGGAGGACUGCGUUGAGGAGUUCUUCCACCUCGCCCACUGCGCCACUGCCUGCGCCGCCCCCAAGCUGUGGGCCAACCUCAAGUAAACGAUUACUACGUUUCUCCAUUUUCCUCGGCGGAUUCUAGUCUGACCAUGAAACAAUCCGAUUCCCACGUAUUUACAUGAUUGGCUGAUUGGUCGACUGGCGAGAUAAGAAGUGAAAAGGAUGAGCGUGGUGAGCGGCAGAAGGAAAGAAACGGCAUAGGAGCAUAGCGAUUGGAUCGUUCUGGCGGGGCAUGGAUUUGUAAGUUUUUCGUGCCGUGUGAGAAAGUGAUAGGGGUGGAUAGACUUAGAUGGAAGAUAGGUGCGAUGUGCACCUUGUCUCUUGUAUCUGUAUCCCUAAAACCACUGUAUAUGAGCCUCAAAUUUGUUUCAAUUUUUGUCAAUUAUUCAUCUGUGUGGCAUAACUCAUGCCAUCUUGCCUGGCCUUGGUCAACCUACGUAUGACUAUGUACUGCUACCAUAAAAUUGAUAUAGAUUCGAUUCCAAGCCGGAAGAGGAUCGAAUGGGGUGUUGCCCAAACAUUGCGGAA